Ziziphus jujuba (common jujube) is the source of this 1553-nucleotide messenger RNA. Its product is annotated as amino acid transporter AVT6C. Bases 101 to 1414 code for a protein of 437 amino acids. The record is from RefSeq and is a predicted model, not a curated record. The transcript has 5 exons. Gene Ontology annotation, molecular function: amino acid transmembrane transporter activity. Gene Ontology annotation, biological process: amino acid transmembrane transport. NCBI's taxonomy places the organism in Eukaryota, Viridiplantae, Streptophyta, Magnoliopsida, Rosales, Rhamnaceae.
UUACAUGUAGCAACUUUAUGAGCUAGUAGACAAUAACAACGUCCUUUGCCAAAUUCUCUCUCUCACUGUCUAUCCAACCAGAAAACUCAUAUUCGCCGGGAUGUCGCCGGCGGCGGGAGCUCAUGUUCCGCUGCUGCCGGAGAAGAAGCAUCAGCGGUCAAAGAGUCCGUCGGUGUCCGGCGCGGUGUUCAACGUGUCGACGAGCAUAAUUGGUGCCGGAAUUAUGUCAAUCCCGGCGACCCUAAAGGUGCUAGGAGUAAUACCAGCUCUGUUGCUGAUUGUGAUUAUUGCAGUGCUAGCUGAUAUAUCGGUGGACUUCUUGAUGAGGUUUACGAAUUCUGGCGAGUCCACCACCUAUGCCGGUGUCAUGAGGGAGUCGUUUGGGCCGUUUGGAUCGGUGAUCACGCAGCUCUGUGUUAUAAUUACUAAUCUUGGCUGCUUGAUUAUGUACCUUAUUAUAAUCGGUGAUGUUUGUUCUGGGAAUCAGCGUGAAGAAACAGUGCACUUGGGCGUUUUGCAAGAAUGGUUUGGAAUCCACUGGUGGAAUUCUCGUGAAUUCGCAAUCUUAUUCACUGUUGUAGUUGUCAUGCUUCCAUUGGUCUUGUUUCGCCGCGUAGAAUCAUUGAGCUUCAGUUCGGCUAUAGCAGUUCUUCUUGCUUUAGUUUUUGUUGGAAUUAGUUCUGUUAUGGCCAUAGUUUCAAUUGUGCAAGGGAAAACCCAGACCCCGAGAUUGGUACCUCAUUUGGACCAGCGGACCACCUUCUUUGAUCUAUUCACUGCUGUCCCUGUAAUUGUCACGGCCUUCACUUUUCAUUUCAAUGUUCAUCCAAUUGGUUUCGAGCUUGCGAAGCCUUCUGACAUGACCAAAGCCGUUCGGAUUUCGCUGCUGCUGUGUGCUGCACUCUAUUCUACAAUAGGCCUAUUUGGGUACCUGCUGUUUGGAGAGUCGAUCGCGUCUGAUAUCCUUGUGAACUUUGAUAGAAGCUCUGAUUCAGCGAUGGGUUCACUGCUCAAUGAUGUAGUGCGAUUAAGCUAUGCACUUCAUCUAAUGCUGGUUUUCCCGCUGUUGAACUUCUCUUUAAGGGCAAACAUUGAUGAAUUCCUCUUCCCCAUGAAGCCCCUUUUGGCCUCUGAUACUAAAAGAUUUGUGUCCCUCACUCUUGUCCUUUUGCUCUUCUCUUACUUAGCAGCAAUAGCAUUCCCAAAUAUUUGGUAUCUACUAAACUUUCUGGGUUCAACAACUGCAGUUUGCCUUGCCUUUAUUUUUCCUGGUGCAAUUGCUCUGAGGGAUGUUCAUGGUAUAUCUACAACAGGAGAUAGGAUCAAGGCGAUGACGAUGGUGAUCCUGGCAGUAGUAUCAAGCGCAAUUGCCAUUUCUACCAAUGUAUAUGAUAUGUUUGGAAGCAAGUCAUAAAUUUUAUUUUUCAUUUUUUUUGGUCUGAGAGUUGAGGUUGGUUUAAUUGUGUUCUGUAUAAUUUUGUUUGCUGUAUGAAAUCUAAUUGCUUGAAACGAGGCAGAGGUUUUUGUUAUCUCCAUGUUGAGAUAUAACUUUA